Epithele typhae is the source of this 1665-nucleotide messenger RNA. RefSeq lists its product as uncharacterized. NCBI's taxonomy places the organism in Eukaryota, Fungi, Basidiomycota, Agaricomycetes, Polyporales, Epitheliaceae. The record is from RefSeq and is a predicted model, not a curated record. Bases 1 to 1665 code for a protein of 554 amino acids. Gene Ontology annotation, biological process: meiotic chromosome segregation. Gene Ontology annotation, cellular component: nucleus; chromosome, centromeric region. The transcript has 6 exons.
AUGAGCCGACGACAGUCGCGCGUAUCUCUCGAUGCCCGACAAAGCGAUACCCUGCUCGAGUUCGAGAACUUCAAGAAGAAGUUUCUGCUCGCCAACAAGCACAUUACGAAACUGAACUCAACCUUGAGCGCGCGCAUAGAGGAACUCAAUGCCCAGAUAUCACAGCUCUACGUCGAGAACCUCCGCCUCCGGGCCUCGGAGAUUGCACUUUCCUCGCAGUUGAAGAAGGAGAAGGAGAAGUCGCGGAAGAUUCUGGCAGAUACGGAGUGUGCGACCCACUCUCUCCUCAAGCAGCUGGGGCUCAUCCGCAAGUCCUCUGGCGUCUCACAUUCGCGAACACCGACCCCCGAGUCCCAUCCACACCCGCCACGCGCGAAACGACCCAUCCCUGAUCCCAACGUGUCCCCACCGCCUAACCGCAUCGCCCGUGCUCCCACAGUUCCUGUGCUCGUUGAAGACGAUGAACCCAACCCGUCCGGCCCCGAAGAUCCCGAGCCCGAAGCCGAGCCGAGCCCACUUGCCCGCAAACGCAAGUCCAAGUCCCGCGCAUCGAGUUCGGCUCCCAGUCGUCUUCCCGUCCCUGCGUGUCAGCCGCCCUCUCCUCCUGCGUGUCGAUCCGAGUUCGACGAUGAGCUCGGCAAGACCGGGAAGCGGCGACCCACGCGCCGGCAGAGUGGUCUUCUGACAGGUCUGUCCAUCUCAACCGUCGACGGACUCCCUCGCGCGUCCAGUCCCAUCCCCGAUUCCCCAAUCCGAUGUGUCCCGGACGACGAUGACGACAUCCCGGAGCCAGACGAGGACGAAGUGGAGGCCAUCCUCCAGGCCGUGACCAAACGCGAGCGCAAGAUGAGGAAGGAGCGGUCGAGCUCCAAGGCGCGCGAAUCAGAUACCGACGUGCUGGAUGCGCUCAUCGAGCCGCCUCGUCCGCGCGAGCGGAAGAAGCACCGCUCUUCCGAGGACCAGUCCAACCCCGUAGAGGGCGGCAAAUCGAAGCUCAAGGACGUCACGAACUCGCAAGUGCGUGCGUCCCUCGCGCCAAUCAACACUGCGUCUGGAGAUCGCGAUCGUCUGCGCACACCGGACACUGAGGCCCCGACAUCUGCGACGAGCAUGGCGAGCACGUCGACACGCAACUUCUUUACCACCCCUGCGACCACCCCCGCGAUGAGUUCGAAGCCUCUUUCGCAAUCUCAACUCCCCACGCCACGCUCGUCAAGUCCCAUCCCGCCACCACCCCAGGCCGAGUCGGAGAUCACUGGUGGCAGAGAACGGAGGGUGCGGAAGAGCGUGAACUACGCCGAGCCCAAGUUGAACACGAAAAUGCGUAAACCCGACCCUGUCCUUCAGACAUCCUCCAAGCGCUCGUCAACAGUCGGCACCUACGACGAGCCCCCUGCUAUCUCGUCUCGCUCAUCGUCCUCCAACACCGCAGAAGCCGCCGACCCGGAGAACCCGUCUGCGGGUACGAUCAAGCGCAAGAAGUCCCGGAGCUACGUGCCUCCGGACGACGAGGACGAAAGCGAAGGCACACAGGCGGACGCGGAGUACACAAGUGCCCGUGCCGGGUCUUGGUCGUCUCUGGACGGCCGGCGGCGAAGCGUGCACUCCUCGGGCGUCCGUCGGAUCGAGGCCGACGACUUUCGGCGACACAGCAUGGCGGUAUAG